This is a messenger RNA of Sphaeroforma arctica JP610, 278 nucleotides long. RefSeq lists its product as hypothetical. Lineage: Eukaryota; Ichthyosporea; Ichthyophonida. The annotation marks the transcript as partial. Gene Ontology annotation, cellular component: nucleus. The transcript has 2 exons. Gene Ontology annotation, biological process: establishment of sister chromatid cohesion; nucleobase-containing compound metabolic process. The record is from RefSeq and is a predicted model, not a curated record. Gene Ontology annotation, molecular function: DNA helicase activity; ATP binding; hydrolase activity, acting on acid anhydrides, in phosphorus-containing anhydrides.
AGGGAUGCAACGCCGGUAGUCAAUACUACACCAGUCUAUGCAUGAGGGCAGUGAACCAGUGCAUAGGGAGGGCAAUUCGACAUAAAGACGAUUAUGCAGGUAUCGUCCUAGUCGAUGAUCGAUACCGCAAACUAGAAGUACAGCGAGAUUUACCGAAUUGGAUACGACAGCGUACAUUCUCAUGUCCUACGUACGGCUACUUUUUCCAGAAUCUUGCGAAGUUCUGUAGCAAGAUGGCAGGGAUGGGUGUCAAUUCGACCACCCAAACAGAAGCAUAA